This is a messenger RNA of Gopherus evgoodei (Goodes thornscrub tortoise), 7262 nucleotides long. RefSeq names its product sushi domain containing 6 (gene SUSD6). Lineage: Eukaryota; Metazoa; Chordata; Testudines; Testudinidae. The coding region runs from base 487 to 1590 and encodes 367 amino acids. The record is from RefSeq and is a predicted model, not a curated record. The transcript has 8 exons.
CGGAGACACGCGGGCGGCUGCUGCCGGCGGAGAGGGGGCGGAGGCAGGGGCAGCAGGAGCCUCACGCUCUCGGCGGCUCGCGAGACGCUGGUGCAGACGGGACGUUCUGCUGCUACUUUGUAUCCGUUUGCGGUGGUGAAUGUUCCAUUCCCCGAACCCUGCGACAGGUUCUGCUCCCCGCCUCCCUCCCAGAGCAAGACAGCCAAGGGCACGCGGGCCUUGCCGCAGCCCAGCCUGCCAGCGCCUCGGAGGCGUGGCGGGAGCGAGGAGAGCCGGCUGCCUUCGCCCGGCGACCUGCCACGGAGCUGCUGGAGCAUCAGAAGUACUUGCAUCUGCGUGGGUCCUUUUAUCAUGACCUGUGAUCACAUGGCAAUUCAAAGAACACUUCCCCAAGAGACCCAGAAGGCAGGAGCACUGCCUUUGUGACGUGAUUGGAUCACUCCCAGACGACCAGAACUCUCUUUUAAAAUAUUUCGGGUGGAUAAGAUGUGCCAUGGAAUGGUAGCACCAAAGAGCAACACAGCUUCACCACUUGCCUUGACUGGUCAUGGAUUAUUUCUUCCGUUAAUUAUCUUCAGUUCUUUCAUCUUGGAGGGACUGACCUCAGUUUGCCCCCGUCCGCCGGAGCCUGAGAAUGGAGGCUACAAAUGCCAUCCAACUCCUUGCAGUGACCCUCUGACAUCUGACAGUGUCAUAGAGUAUGUAUGUGAUGAAGGCUACAUGCUAAAGGGAGAUUACAAAUACUUGACGUGCAAAAAUGGAGAAUGGAAUCCAGCCAUGCAAAUUAGCUGUAGGCUAAGCCAAGUUUGUCCCCGUCCGCCGGAGCCUGAGAAUGGAGGCUACAAAUGCCAUCCAACUCCUUGCAGUGACCCUCUGACAUCUGACAGUGUCAUAGAGUAUGUAUGUGAUGAAGGCUACAUGCUAAAGGGAGAUUACAAAUACUUGACGUGCAAAAAUGGAGAAUGGAAUCCAGCCAUGCAAAUUAGCUGUAGGCUAAGCCAAGAUAAAGAUUCGCCCCCGACAAUCGGGGUGCCCACCCUCUCCAUAGUGGCCUCCACAGCAAGUUCAGUAGCUCUGAUCCUUCUCUUAGUUGUACUAUUCGUUUUGCUGCAGCCAAAGCUGAAGUCUUUUCAUCACAGCAGACGUGAUCAAGGUGUAUCUGGGGAUCAGGUCUCCAUGAUGGUGGAUGGUGUCCAGGUGGCCUUGCCGUCCUAUGAAGAAGCAGUCUAUGGCAGUGCAGGGAACUGCAUCCCACCCUCGGAUUCACGGGUACAGAUUGUGCUGUCAGAGGGAGCUGGGCAGAGUGGAACAAGUGAGAUGCAGCAGCAGGACCAAGGGGCUCGGGACUGCUUUGUUGGAGAGGACGAGGCCCCAGGACGCUCUGGACUGUGUGAAGCCAGUGGCUCUCAACGCUCUGAAACUGUUCUUGUACACCAGGCCACCACCUCUUCCUGGGUAGCUGGCAUGGCAAGCAGUAGACCUGUGCACAAAGAUGCUCAAGACUCAGAAAGCAGUGACAUACAAAGCCUUUUAUCACUUACUUCCUCGGAGGAAUACACAGACGAUAUUCCGUUGUUGAAGGAAGCAUGAAGCCUGCUGCACUUGUUUAGCCUUCUCCCUCUUGGUUUCCCCUCUUCUUCCUUGGGAUGCAAGCAUUUUGUGCAGCCUUCCCCACCUUCAUGAGCUGGGCCCUGGAUACUUCCAAGCAGAGACCCUUCAGCUGAAGAUCCAGAGGAUUUUGCCAGGUUGUCUCCUCGAUGUGCCAUUCGGGUUGGUGUGGUGUCGGCCUUCCCAUUCCAUCUGCAUUAGGGGCUUGAGUAAUGUAAUGGAUUUGAGCUCCUCCCUCUUCUUCCCUCCCCGUGCCAGAUGUUUGACUGCAGCCUCUGGAGAGCUGCUAUUUACUUGUGCCUUUCUCCUUCUCACACCGGCUUGUCGCAGCUUCUCACAGGCCUUGCUCGCUCUUCAGCAGCCCAGAGAGCAAGGACCAAGAACUGCUUGCUCGUUGGGUGCAGACAUAGUUUAUAUAAAGACCUUUCUUCCAGUAUCCUCUUGAUGACUAGGGCAGGACAGAACUCUCCAAGAGGGCUAAAUCUGGGCUUGGGAGAAGUCCCAAUAUGGGUAAUUUACACUAUCCAUCAGUGCUCAUAGUUUUUAAAGAUAAAGUGGUAUGUUCUGUAACUUAGAUGCAUAUUAACAAUUAGGCAUCACUGACUAUUGUAAAGGCAGAGAAGUCUGACAUCUUUUACAAGAUUUUUUUCUUCCUCCUUUUCAUAUCUUCUUUGUUAUCCCCAUAUUUUCCCCACAAAAUACCAAAUACACCCUUGAUGUCGCAGAGUAACAGUCUCUCUGCAAGAUUCCAUUCCAAAAAAUUCCACCAUCUCGUUCUUUCAUUGACCUCACAAUCCACUCGGUUUUUGUAUCCUGAAGUCUAGGGCUGUGUCUACUCUGGAAAUGUCACCAGUUCCUUCCAGUGCUGGUCUAGCACAGGGGCAGCGGCUGGUGCUAAACUCGAAGAGAAUUUCUACAAAAGGCUAGUUGUAGACAAGACCUAGAAGCAAAAAAACGUACAGUACAACCCUGAUUAUCUGAUCUCCAGUUAACCAAGCCUGUGUUUAACUGCAGGUUAGUCCUGUUCUGCUGACAUGCUGUGCCAUAAUCAUGGUCCACUUUAUCCAAAGGCCUGUUCUUUUGCAAGUGUCGGGUUUCUGACACUUUUUUAAAAUAUCAGUUUUCCUGCAUAACUGCUUGGGUUUGCCUGCCACCAACAACUUUUAACUUGACAUGACAGUAAACAUGGAAGAGUCAUUUAGAAACAUUGUCCCUUACUCCCUCAAUUUUCCAGGAAACGUAAGGGCUUUUUAAUGUGUUCUCUGGAUUCAUUGGCCCUUUUUUAUGUUUAUAGUUUUGUCCGCAGAAAUAUUAACAUUGUCAGCUAAUGCUGGGGUUUGUGGUUAACAUCCCCGAUUACCUGGCAGGAGAUACCAUAAUGCAGGGUACUCAAAUACAGCAUUACACUUUCUAAAUAGUUGCAGCAUGUCUUCAUAACCUUAAAUGGAAAGGGUUGUACUGCUGUUUUAUCCUAAUGGGACCUCUUUGUGCAUUUGGAGCUGCUCCCACAUGUGGGCCUCUUCUUCACAGGGAGGGGGAACAGUAUGUUAGCCAAAACCCCUUCUGAAGAGUGGAGUUGACACAGUUUGGUUGCAUGGCCAUUAUGGAGACAACAGAGCAGUUUUUGAACAGUUACCUGGAGCAGGACCCUCCCCAGUCCAGAGCAUGAGUUUUAAUGACUCUCUUGACAGAACUGUCAGGUUGUCAACCAGCAGUUGCCCCAAAAGGAAGCUAGUAAAUUUUGUAUUUGAAAUGGAGGGAACAAUGAGAUGUGGCUUUACUCAGCAAGUUGUGACUUCUGGGUGAAUACCUCAGCCCCCCCUUCCUCUCCCCUUUAUAAUUGUACUCCCUACCCAGAGCAGUGAUUAUAUCAGAAUACUUAGUGUUAUAUAACAUUUUAAAAUGGAUUAUUGCUGCAGUAACUGAGGUUAGGCUCCAGCCGCAGUGGGCAGGGAUUGGCUGCAGUUAAUGCAUUUGCCUGUUAAUUCCCAGGACAGCUGUAACAGUGGGUGUGUAUACGGAGAACAGCUCUAUUUUCCCCCAUCCUGUGUAUCUCGUAAAUUAAGUUGCAAGAAUUGUUUUAGAGACAAUGUCAAGUUAAAAACAGUAUAUUUUAAACAAACUUCUUUACUUAUUACAAGACCCUCAGUUACAGCAAGAAUUUGAGAAAUCCAACUUUCACUAUCCUUGGUGGUUUUGUUUCUGUCUCAGUUUGGACCAUAAAUAAACAAACCUUUUUCAUUUCCAGCUUAAAGGUGCUGCAGUAUUUGGCUUUCAGACAGUGCAGGCAUAAGUGUAUUAGUUUGUAAACUGUUUCCAUUAGAAUUUAAAAAAACAUCAGCAUGGAAAUAUUUCCACUGUUAGUUUUAAAAUUGUUGUUCUACAAAAUCCCAUGUUUGGAAUAAGUGUCCCUAUAACCUGGUCUCUCACGUCUUAUCAAAGUGAAAAAAUAGAAUGAAUUGCUUUCUAAUUAGCUUAAGGUUCCCUGGUAACCAAAGCUGACCCGCAGCAGCCUGGGUGCAAAGGCCAGGUGCCACACUUUCCGGCUGACAGAAGAGCAUUCUCUGAAUGAAGCUGGAAUUUGAUCCCAGGGCCUGACCUUGCUUUGAACGCUGAAACUGACAGUCAUGCACCUAACAAAGCGCAUAGUGGCUGUGUCCACUAGCCCCCAUUCACAAUAGUGUGGUUAACCACCAGUCUGAGAGAAAUAAACAACAGAAGGGGCCCUUAAUUUUGUUUUAUAGAAUCCCUCAGAGUUUCUUUCCCAGGAGAGAGGGGUGUGGGGCGAGGGAAAAGAUGUGGCUGUAAUCAGCAGAAAUAGACAAUCAAUGUCUCUUUGAUUUUAAGAGGAUAAAACAGCAGUUACUGAUACUGGAGCAUGGCUUUUUGUGGGAGGAUCUAAUUGUACCCUGCUGGCUGGUAAUCUCUGAUGCCCCUAGAUGCUUUGGCGGUUGCAGAAAACCAAUGUGCCACUUUCUUCUGUGGAAACAUCCAUGCAGACUAGAGACAUUAGAUCCGAUGCAAGCAGAAAAAGCUUUUGAGUUCUUGUGUUUCACCUUCCCAAGCAUUCCGCUUUAGAGUUUACUUUCAUAUAAAAUGAGAUUGAAUGAGGAGGGGAAAAAAAACCUGUUUUAAAAGUCCAGCAGAUAAGUUUUCAAAGAAAAAACAACCCUUUUUCAUUACUGAGCAACAUGUGGACCAUUACCUUCAUACCUUUAAAGUCUUCGGGAGACUUGAAGGGGCAGGAAUCCAUUUCUGGGAAGGGGAGAAAACUAGAAAGAUAAAUGAGAUGCUGCACACUCAGAACUCCCAUUUAAGUGAAUGGGAGCAAGAACUGCAGAAUUCAGCCUUAAAAAACCCUUGCUUAUGAGCUCUCCCAUAACUUGAUAGCAUUAAGUUGGAGUGAAGAAUACAACAUUUCUUGCUGGAAUCAUAGACCAGAGUAGUCAAAAGGAGGCUGUCCCCUUAUAGCCUUCCCAGCAUGAUGCAGUUUUGUGUUGUCUUACACAUGCUGUACCCUGAAAUGCUUAACAAGAAUAUUCAAAUGAUUUAAUUAUACAUGAAAAUUAAAAAUAAUGUAAAGGGACCCUGUCAGGAGAAAUUUACAAAACACUGUGUGCAAAAGAAAUUCUUCCAUGAUUUCCUUUCUAUUCCAAUUGAAAAGUUUUUUUUUUCCAAACAAGGAUAUUCCUCUGCCAUGUUUGCAAUCCAACUAUUACAGUACCAGGCUAGUGUGCAAGAUCCAAAAAAGGAAACUGACUACAAAUGAAAGUGAACUGGGUUGGUCUCGUCUCUUAGUGCCCAAAUUAUGAAGUGCAAGUGAAUUAAAAGCAAACUUUAAUCAUGGCAGUGUUGGGAUAAUAUAAAGGGAUUAGUAACAGGUAAGGGAACUUUGAUGAUUUGGUUUUGCUUUUGUUUAUUUAAAUAAAUAAGGGCCUCUCUCCACUGCGGGUGGAAGGAGCAGGGCUCUGCAGCGUUCUUCUCCUUUGUAGGACUGCUGCACAAUUAGAGCUCUGUGACUCUGGGAUGGAGCAGAGCCAGAAGAUUCCCAUCCUUUUAAACCAACAGCAAACUUGCAACAUAAAAUUACACUCUGUGCGCAUCAUCUUACGUACUUCCCCUUGGAAGUGAACUCUCUCUCAGAAUUUCCCCAUUUAACAGUUUGACAACUUAGCAGGAUUUUUAUGCCUCUGGAGGUAUGACUUGCCCUCACAGCGCAUGGAUUAAUUUGGGAGAUGAGAAAUAUUGACAUUAUUCCAGAAGGAAGUACAAGACUCCCCCUAAGUGCAGAGAAUUUGGGUUGAUUUGAAUUGGGAUUCAGUGAGCACAGCAAGUUCUGCUGUAGGACAUAAGCUAGGCUGGGAGAUCAUUGCUGUGAGUACAAAAGACAGAGCACCUAGAAAACUUGCGGUGAGUGAGUAGGAGCUGUUAUUAAAAGCUCCGGCAAGCCCUGUAGGUGGCUUAAACGAUUGGGUGCAAAUGCGUAUCAUUGUGAGCCGAUAAGGAAGGGUUCACUGUGCCUAGAUGAUAAGAUACUAAAAAAACCCAGCGACUCUGCCAUAUAAAAAUGUGAAGACGCAGCAAGAUAGAAAUGUUCAGAUUUCCUUGCUGAUCUGUUUACAACAGGUCAUGUUAAACUAAUUUUUCAAAUUAGUUUUUAUUUUUGGACAGCAAUUGUUUUAUUAAUAUUCUUCACUUCACUCAGCCUGGACAGCAGAACUAGUAUAAUCCGUUUCACUUCCUGGUUCUCAGACACUAGCACAGUAAAUUUCAUCCUGCAAAGAAGGAACUGCCAAUUAAAUUUGAUGAAAACAUUUGUUCACAGAAACUUGUAGUUAAGAAACUUCACUUCUCUCCGUAAAAGGCCUUGGAAGCACAGAAAGGCUGCGUAAGGCUGGCUUCAUUUGAAGGAGUGUUUUUAUAUUGGAAAUGAAUCUUCUGCCAACAUUUCAGAACCUUGUGAAAAAAGCAAAACAAACCCCAAGAAUGAUUGUCCUGCUCUCACCCUUCCCAGGACAAAGCAUGUAAGUCUCCCAGACCUCUCUUCAGAGCUCUGUCCUACAUACUGCUUCUAACUUGGCCUUCUGGGUAACUUUAAGAGGUUACAUGUGGUUGCACCAGAGUGGAUGUGUCUGAAUUAAAUUUAUGCACUUCUAUUUUAACAUACGCUUUUUGCUUCUGCCCAAGGGUGAGCCAAGGAGAGGGGCAAUCUAAUUCUGCUGAAAAGUAAUGCUUUAUUUUUGAUUCUCUACUUUACAUAAGAGUUCAAACCAAACACAAAGCUGAACUGUCUGUGGAGCAGACAGCGUGUGAUGCAGUGGGCACACUGCAGGUAGUUACAGAUAGGGAAGCUUGGUUGCCUUCAAUGCAUUAAUUUGUUUUCUGGUUUUUAUCUGAGUUAUACCACUAUGGAAUUGUUUGCAGAAUGGUACUCCUAGAUGUGGGAUUUUAAAACAAAUUAAACGUAAUUGAUGCUGUGCAGGAUGUCACUCAGUUUUAUUUUUGCUUUAUUUUAUAUAUAUUUUCUGGUCUCCUGUACAUUGCAGUGAGUGUGAAGAUAGUGUUUUAAUAUUUGUACAAAGUUUAAUUUAAUUUUAAUUGUUCUAUGUAUAUAACUGCAUUUCUAAAUUAAAAAAGUUCUUUUGAAGUGAAUG